Neoarius graeffei (lesser salmon catfish) is the source of this 2201-nucleotide messenger RNA. RefSeq names its product transmembrane protein 134 (gene tmem134). NCBI's taxonomy places the organism in Eukaryota, Metazoa, Chordata, Actinopteri, Siluriformes, Ariidae. The transcript has 8 exons. The record is from RefSeq and is a predicted model, not a curated record. The coding region runs from base 218 to 838 and encodes 206 amino acids.
CUAUGUUAGAACGAGAAAGACGCGAGCUAGUGAAAAGUUCUGAGCAAGUUUUUGUUGUUGUGGAUACGCGAAUUUAAAUAUUUUGAUACGAAUUUCUCUGUGCACGGUUACCCAGGCAACGUCAUGGUGUAAAUGUGAAUCUUCGUACACUAACGCACAAAGAAACAGCGACAUGUACAGCCGUCUUCACCUAGUGAGCGCCUGAGGGUCUGUAACCAUGGCGAAGCAGUUCAACAUUGACGACGCCUUCUCAUUGGAAGGAGAGGAGGAAGGGGCGGGGCCAGAGGAGGACUUGGAUGGAUGGAAGGAUAGAGAGAGAGAGCGCGAUGGAGAGAUGACGUUCGGACCCUUGACGUUCUCCAAACCACAGAGUCUUCCCUCCUCCUCCACCGGAACGAUGGAUCACAGCAACCUCAAAUACCAGAACCUGGAGAAUGAAGAGGCUUUGAGCAGUCCUGUAAACUCCACCUUUAACAACCUUUUUAAAAUCAGUGAUCCAGCCACGCUCUCCUACUGCAGCUCUCAGUGGUCAUUCAGCACACUGAGCUCUGUUACACAGCUCUCUGCACACUGCUGCGGAUGGACAUCUCAUCCUUUAAUAAAAAAGAACAGGAGAGUGGUCCUCGCCUCAUUCCUCCUCCUCAUCACUGGACUCGCUCUGAUUUUUACAGGAAUCGUCCUCGAGUUAAACCCACACGCAGAGAUUUCAAGUGCGAUUUUCUUUGUCUCUGGAUUUCUUCUCUUCAUUCCUGGUGUUUACCACGUGAUCUACAUAAGCUGUGCUGUUAGAGGACGAAGGGGAUUCAAGUUCUUUUACCUGCCGUACUUUGAGAAAUAGUGACUCUAUCCCUCUCUUUCUUUCUCCUUCUCUCUUCAGAUUUGUCCAGUGCCUUUCUUUCUUUCUUUUUUUCCAUUUGUUUUAAAGUUUUCAAUCAAACGCAAAAUACAGAAAUGAGGUGAAGCUCUAUGGGUAAUGCUUUACAAUAAGAUUCUUUAAAUUCACAUUAAUGUAUAAUCAAUGUGAACAAAAAUCCACCAUUUUUAAUAUUAAAGUAAUUAACACUUGCAUUAUUCCAUAAUUCCAGCACUAGGUUUAUUUUCAGUCAUUAAUGGGAUAAUGUUUUACAAACCUUUUGCGUUGGUUAAUUUGUGGAAAUUUAACAUUUAAUCCCACUGACCUGAGUUCAGCUAAUCAAUAGUUUAUCAUUUUAUUUCCAAGGUGUGGAUUUAUCUUGAGUUAUUGAUUGAAUAAGAAAUAAAACACUGUGUUGUGCUGUUAUGGGAAAUUAAUCAACAUCUGGGUGGUGUAGUGUGAAGUGAAGUGGAGUUACUGUUACCUCCCUGCAAAUAAUUUGCCCAUAACAACAUGACCUCGAGUGUUUUAUUCCUCUUAUUCCAUAGCAGUUUGCCAACUAUUUUAAUAUUUUAUUCAUGAAUGAACAUCAUUAAUUUUUAUCCGCUUAUAGUUAUGUUUAAUGUUGUCAAGCAUCCAUGAAACAAGUUCCUGUUGCGGAAGAAAUAUUAUUAAUGCAAGAAUUUAAGAUUUACUUUAAAUAUGAACCAUUUUAAACUUUAGCACAAGUGUUGAUUACUUUAGCAUUAAUUACGGUUUAUUUAAUAAUGUUAACUAAUGUGUAAAUAAUGUCCGUGAACCUAAAUGUAAAGCAUUCCUGCUGUAUUUGUGCAAUUGUGAUGUUAAAUCCUGUGAAAAAUUCUCUCAUUUCAGGAUAUAAUCUCAUAUCCGAGUAGCUUUACUUUGCACAUGACGUAUCGUAGAUCCAGUUUCAGGGGCAGACACACAGCUACUGAGCUGAAAUCACACUCUUAAUUCACAUCACUGAUAUGUUUCAACUUUUGUUUUAUUUUAAUGUAAUUUUAGAUAUUUUUUAAAACUUUUUUAACCCUAAAUUGACGGCAUUGACUACAGUCCUGCUGUAGGAGCUGUUCAGAGGGAAAAAAUGCUUUGCCGUGAAGAGAUGGGUGUAGAUUUUGAGAAGACAGUGAUUAUGAGCCUCAUCAGAAGUCUUGAACGAAGUGAAGAAGUGCCAGAUUUCCUUUCCCUGCACUGUUUUUAAUCUUUAAUGAACUAAUACCACUAAUAACAUAUUGUACCACUGUAAAGCUCAGUGAACUUCCAGUAUGUCUGCAUGGAAGAGUUAUUUAAAAAAAAAAAAAUUUUUUUUUAAUCAGUGUGACACUAC